GGCGACCCUCACGCCAUGUUCGCCGAGUUCUUCGACGGCCGCAACCCCUUCGACACCUUCUUCGUGCAGCGCAACGGCGACGAUGAGGAUGGCGACGAAGCCUUCAACACCUUCCACGUCGGGGGCUUCGGCAGCGUCAGCUUCCCGAGGGGCAGGGGUCCCGAGGGUCGCCGCCAGGACCCCCCAGUGCUCUACGAGCUGCGAGUGUCGCUGGAGGAGAUUUACAGCGGCUGCACCAAAAAAAUGAAAAUCUCCCACAAGCGCCUGAGCCCCGACGGCAAAACGGUGAGGAACGAGGACAAGAUCCUGACCAUCGAGGUGAAGAGGGGCUGGAAGGAGGGCACCAAGAUCACCUUCCCCAAAGAGGGGGACCAGACCCCCAACAACAUCCCGGCCGACGUGGUGUUCGUGCUCAAGGACAAGCCCCACGAUGUGUUCCGCCGAGAGGGCUCCGACAUCGUCUACCCGGCCAGGAUCAGCCUCCGCGAGCGCCAGCCCGGGGAGGAUGGCAGGGACAGCGAGCCUGGGGACAAGGGACAGCAGAUGGACACACGGUUGGACACCUGGAUGGACAUACAAGUGGACAGAUGGACACCUGGAUGGACACCUGGACAGGUGGACCCCCAGAAGGAUGGACAGAUGGACAGAGAGCAGACACCUGGACAACUGGACACCGGGACAGAGGGAUGGACACCAGGACAAAGAGACACACGGACACCUGGACAACCGGACACCAGGACAGACAGACACCUGGACAAAUGGACAGAUGGACAACCGGACACCUGGAUAACUGGACACCUGAAUAAAUGGACACCUGGACAAACGGACACCUGGACAAAUGGAUAA
Molecule: messenger RNA, 846 nt
Organism: Sturnus vulgaris (Common starling)
Lineage: Eukaryota; Metazoa; Chordata; Aves; Passeriformes; Sturnidae
Source: RefSeq, a predicted model, not a curated record